Camelina sativa (false flax) is the source of this 6204-nucleotide messenger RNA. Lineage: Eukaryota; Viridiplantae; Streptophyta; Magnoliopsida; Brassicales; Brassicaceae. The record is from RefSeq and is a predicted model, not a curated record.
AAUAAUAAUCCCACGCGCGUGAUGAAAUCGCGUUAAGCGUGUGGUAACCUAACACCGGCGGUGAUCCUUUUUUCCGAUCGUGUUUCUAAUCCCUCACAUAUCUUUCUCUCGAAACGACCGACUCUGGCGAGAUAGAUAUUGAUCCGGAAAGCUCUUCACGUUAUCGAAAUUGGAAAAUUCAGAUAGAAGCUUCUGGAAUCACUCUGAAGAGUUGAAAGACCCGAAUCCCUAAGAAACCAGGGGAGGUUAUUGUUCUCAUCAGAAGUUGUUGUCGAACGGCGAACGGUGGUUAAUUUCCGGGUUUUUUUUUGCUGUGAUUGUUGGAGCUUGAGCUGUAUCCGUCCACUGAGUAAUAAUGGGGGUCGAUCCAUUCAAAACUACUGACACGUUAGAAACCGAGAAAGAAACCGGCACUGGUGUCCCUGUGAAUGAUAAAUUGACCUUUACAGCUCCUGAAAGGAAGUCUCGCUUAGGUUUGGAUGUAAGGGCAAUUGAGAAAAGGGAGAAUGCCAAGACCCAGGGGGACUUUAAGGUCCCCAAGAAAUCAACAAUAUCCUUUACAUCAUCUUUUGAUGAAGAGGAUAAAUCUGAUGCAUCAGGAUUAGAUCAUGGAGCAGAAACCACAACACAUGGCCAUUCCAGCAGACGGUAUAGAGAGAAGUCUUCAAGAUCUGAGACUGCACAAGAAAGUACCGUGACUACAGAGAAUGCUGCAACUUCAGAUGUUUCCAUGACUCCCAGGAGUUUAUCUAGUACUUCUAGAUACGAGAGAGCUGAUAGCAAUAGACGUCGAGAUGAACAUAGGCGUGACAGAAGUGAAACUCCACGGUCAAGACAGAGAAACACUUAUGGUGAGAUGGAUCACUACCGAGGGAGGGAGUCUUAUCGCCAAGGUGACCGAGACUAUCAUGGAGAAAAGCGUGGAAGAUACAAUAGCGAUAGGAGGACUCCAGGUAGAUCAGACUGGGAUGAUGGAAAAUGGGAAUGGGAAGAUAGUCCUCACGGAGAUAGAGACUCUAGUUACAGCAAGCGACAUCAGCCUUCUCCAUCACCCAUGUUAGCUGCAGCUUCACCUGAUGCUCGUUUAGCCUCCCCAUGGCUGGAUACACCACGUUCAAUAAUGUCUUCUGCCUCUCCAUGGGAUAUUGGUGCACCUUCUCCUGUUCCUAUUCGGGCUUCUGGAUCGUCUAUCAGAUCCUCAAGCUCUAGGUAUGGUGGAAGAUCAAAUCAACCUGCUUACUCUAGGGAAGGUGAUCUGACAAAUGAGGGGCAUUUAGAUGAGGAUAUAUCGCAAGGAGCUGAAGAAUUUAAACAUGAGAUCACAGAAACAAUGCGUGAGGAGAUGGAUAUUCAGUCAGAUCGUGCAUGGUAUGAUACAGACGAAGGGAACUCACUGUUUGAUGCGGACAGUGCAUCCUUUUAUCUUGGAGAUGAUGCUUCGCUACAGAAGAAGGAAGCUGAGCUGGCAAAGAGAUUGGUCAGAAGGGAUGGUAGCAAAAUGUCACUUGCGCAGAGUAAAAAAUAUUCUCAGCUUAAUGCGGAUAAUGCUCAGUGGGAAGACCGCCAGCUUCUCAGAUCUGGAGCAGUUAGAGGCACAGAAGUGCAGACUGAGUUUGAUAGCGAAGAAGAACGGAAAGCAAUUCUUCUUGUACAUGAUACGAAGCCUCCUUUCCUUGAUGGAAGAGUCGUUUUUACAAAGCAAGCGGAGCCAGUAAUGCCUAUAAAGGAUCCCACAUCAGACAUGGCAAUAAUUUCACGAAAAGGAUCAGGUCUUGUCAAAGAAAUUCGGGAGAAACAAAGUAUGCAUAAAUCACGACAGCGGUUCUGGGAGCUUGCAGGUUCUAAUCUUGGUAAUAUCCUUGGUGUUGAAAAAUCAGCUGAGCAGAUUGAUGCCGAUACUGCUGUAGUUGGUGAUGAAGGUGAAGUAGAUUUUAAAGGUGAGGCUAAAUUUGCACAACAUAUGAAGAAGGGAGAAGCUGUGAGUGAUUUUGCCAUGUCAAAGACCAUGGCAGAGCAACGACAGUACCUCCCCAUAUUUUCUGUUAGAGAUGAACUUUUGCAGGUAAUUAGAGAAAACCAGGUGAUAGUGGUGGUUGGCGAAACUGGUUCGGGAAAGACCACUCAACUCACACAGUAUCUUCACGAGGACGGGUAUACUAUAAAUGGUAUAGUAGGCUGCACCCAACCAAGGCGUGUAGCAGCCAUGAGUGUUGCAAAGAGAGUUAGUGAAGAGAUGGAAACAGAGUUGGGUGAUAAAGUGGGGUAUGCGAUUCGUUUUGAAGAUGUAACUGGUCCAAACACUGUUAUCAAGUACAUGACCGAUGGAGUGCUACUGAGAGAGACCCUGAAAGAUUCCGACUUGGAUAAGUAUCGUGUGGUGGUGAUGGAUGAAGCCCAUGAAAGGUCACUCAACACAGACGUCCUUUUUGGAAUAUUGAAAAAAGUUGUGGCUCGGCGUCGUGAUUUCAAAUUGAUCGUCACGUCAGCAACCCUUAAUGCUCAAAAGUUUUCCAAUUUCUUUGGGAGUGUUCCGGUAUUCAACAUUCCUGGGCGGACUUUCCCUGUCAACAUUCUCUACUCUAAAUCUCCUUGUGAAGACUAUGUUGAAGCUGCUGUUAAACAAGUUAUGACGAUUCACAUAACGAGCCCACCUGGGGACAUUCUCAUCUUUAUGACUGGGCAAGAUGAGAUUGAAGCAGCGUGCUUUUCACUUAAGGAGAGAAUGGAACAGCUCAUUGCAUCGUCCAACAGAGAAAUCACAAACCUACUUAUUCUCCCAAUAUACUCUCAGCUACCCGCUGACUUGCAGGCAAAGAUUUUCCAGAAACCAGAAGAUGGAGCCCGUAAAUGCAUUGUUGCCACCAAUAUUGCUGAAACAUCACUGACAGUCGAUGGAAUAUAUUAUGUGAUUGACACGGGGUAUGGAAAGAUGAAGGUUUUUAAUCCUAGAAUGGGUAUGGAUGCUCUUCAAGUUUUCCCUAUAAGUCGUGCAGCCUCUGAUCAGCGUGCUGGGAGAGCUGGAAGGACAGGGCCGGGAACAUGUUACAGGCUGUAUACUGAGAGUGCUUAUUUGAAUGAAAUGUUGCCAAGUCCCGUGCCAGAGAUUCAGCGUACAAAUCUGGGUAAUGUUGUGCUGUUGUUGAAGUCGUUGAAAAUAGACAACUUGUUAGAUUUUGAUUUCAUGGAUCCACCUCCACAAGAGAACAUCCUCAACUCUAUGUACCAGCUUUGGGUGUUGGGUGCUCUUAGCAAUGUUGGAGGAUUAACUGAUCUCGGGUGGAAGAUGGUGGAAUUCCCAUUGGAUCCACCUCUUGCGAAGAUGCUCUUAAUGGGUGAACGGCUUGAUUGCAUAAACGAGGUUCUGACGAUCGUGUCAAUGCUUUCAGUACCUUCAGUGUUCUUCAGACCUAAAGAAAGAGCAGAAGAGAGUGAUGCCGCAAGGGAGAAAUUUUUUGUGCCAGAAUCAGAUCAUUUAACGCUAUUGAAUGUAUAUCAACAGUGGAAAGAGCAUGACUAUAGAGGAGACUGGUGCAAUGACCAUUACCUACAAGUCAAGGGUCUGAGAAAAGCUAGAGAGGUAAGAUCCCAGCUUCUGGAUAUCCUCAAGCAACUAAAGAUACCACUCAAGUCAUGUGGACCGGAUUGGGAUAUUGUGAGAAAAGCCAUCUGUUCAGCGUAUUUCCACAACUCAGCCAGAUUAAAAGGUGUUGGGGAGUAUGUGAACUGUAGAACCGGGAUGCCUUGCCAUUUGCACCCGAGCAGUGCACUGUACGGUCUGGGAUACACACCGGAUUAUGUGGUGUACCAUGAACUGAUCUUGACCACUAAGGAGUACAUGCAGUGUGCUACAUCGGUUGAGCCACAUUGGCUUGCUGAGUUAGGCCCUAUGUUCUUCUCGGUCAAAGACUCGGAUACAUCAAUGUUGGAGCAUAAGAAGAAGCAGAAGGAAGAGAAAACAGCGAUGGAGGAAGAGAUGGAGAAACUGAGAAGAGAUCAGGCGGAGUCGGAAGUGAGAAGCAAAGAGAANCUUCACGAGGACGGGUAUACUAUAAAUGGUAUAGUAGGCUGCACCCAACCAAGGCGUGUAGCAGCCAUGAGUGUUGCAAAGAGAGUUAGUGAAGAGAUGGAAACCGAGUUGGGUGAUAAAGUGGGGUAUGCGAUUCGUUUUGAAGAUGUAACUGGUCCAAACACUGUUAUCAAGUACAUGACCGAUGGAGUGCUACUGAGAGAGACCCUGAAAGAUUCCGACUUGGAUAAGUAUCGUGUGGUGGUGAUGGAUGAAGCCCAUGAAAGGUCACUCAACACAGACGUCCUUUUUGGAAUAUUGAAAAAAGUUGUGGCUCGGCGUCGUGAUUUCAAGUUGAUCGUCACGUCAGCAACCCUUAAUGCUCAAAAGUUUUCCAAUUUCUUUGGGAGUGUUCCGGUAUUCAACAUUCCUGGGCGGACUUUCCCUGUCAACAUUCUCUACUCUAAAUCUCCUUGUGAAGACUAUGUUGAAGCUGCUGUUAAACAGGUUAUGACGAUUCACAUAACGAGCCCACCUGGGGACAUUCUCAUCUUUAUGACUGGGCAAGAUGAGAUUGAAGCAGCGUGCUUUUCACUUAAGGAGAGAAUGGAACAGCUCAUUGCAUCGUCCAACAGAGAAAUCACAAACCUACUUAUUCUCCCAAUAUACUCUCAGCUACCCGCUGACUUGCAGGCAAAGAUUUUCCAGAAACCAGAAGAUGGAGCCCGUAAAUGCAUUGUUGCCACCAAUAUUGCUGAAACAUCACUGACAGUCGAUGGAAUAUAUUAUGUGAUUGACACGGGGUAUGGAAAGAUGAAGGUUUUUAAUCCUAGAAUGGGUAUGGAUGCUCUUCAAGUUUUCCCUAUAAGUCGUGCAGCCUCUGAUCAGCGUGCUGGGAGAGCUGGAAGGACAGGGCCGGGAACAUGUUACAGGCUGUAUACUGAGAGUGCUUAUUUGAAUGAAAUGUUGCCAAGUCCCGUGCCAGAGAUUCAGCGUACAAAUCUGGGUAAUGUUGUGUUGUUGUUGAAGUCAUUGAAAAUAGACAACUUGUUAGAUUUUGAUUUCAUGGAUCCACCUCCACAAGAGAACAUCCUCAACUCUAUGUACCAGCUUUGGGUGUUGGGUGCUCUUAGCAAUGUUGGAGGAUUAACUGAUCUCGGGUGGAAGAUGGUGGAAUUCCCAUUGGAUCCACCUCUUGCAAAGAUGCUCUUAAUGGGUGAACGGCUUGAUUGCAUAAACGAGGUUCUGACGAUCGUGUCAAUGCUUUCAGUACCUUCAGUGUUCUUCAGACCUAAAGAAAGAGCAGAAGAGAGUGAUGCCGCAAGGGAGAAAUUUUUUGUGCCAGAAUCAGAUCAUUUAACGCUAUUGAAUGUAUAUCAACAGUGGAAAGAGCAUGACUAUAGAGGAGACUGGUGCAAUGACCAUUACCUACAAGUCAAGGGUCUGAGAAAAGCUAGAGAGGUAAGAUCCCAGCUUCUGGAUAUCCUCAAGCAACUAAAAAUACCACUCAAGUCAUGUGGACCGGAUUGGGAUAUUGUGAGAAAAGCCAUCUGUUCAGCGUAUUUCCACAACUCAGCCAGAUUAAAAGGUGUUGGGGAGUAUGUGAACUGUAGAACCGGGAUGCCUUGCCAUUUGCACCCGAGCAGUGCACUGUACGGUCUGGGAUACACACCGGAUUAUGUGGUGUACCAUGAACUGAUCUUGACCACUAAGGAGUACAUGCAGUGUGCUACAUCGGUUGAGCCACAUUGGCUAGCUGAGUUAGGGCCUAUGUUCUUCUCGGUCAAAGACUCGGAUACAUCAAUGUUGGAGCAUAAGAAGAAGCAGAAGGAAGAGAAAACAGCGAUGGAGGAAGAGAUGGAGAAACUGAGAAGAGAUCAGGCGGAGUCGGAAGUGAGAAGCAAAGAGAAAGAGAAAAGGAAAAGGGCAAAGCAGCAGCAACAGAUUUCAGGUCCUGGCUUGAAGAAAGGAACUACUUACCUCAGGCCUAAGAAGUUUGGACUGUGACAUUUGUAAUGUAAAAACAGAGCGAAAACUUUACCGGAAAAGGAAAAAAAAAAGAGAAGAAAAGAAAAACAGCCAAAAUAGAGCGAACUGUAAUCACCUUGUGUCUGUAGUAUAUUUCUCAGUGAGAACAAUCUUAAUUGUUUGAAGCUUGUAUUGAAUUCUUUAUCGCUAAUUAGUUUAGUUGAAACCCA